Leishmania mexicana MHOM/GT/2001/U1103 is the source of this 2448-nucleotide messenger RNA. RefSeq lists its product as hypothetical. The coding region runs from base 1 to 2448 and encodes 815 amino acids. Lineage: Eukaryota; Euglenozoa; Kinetoplastea; Trypanosomatida; Trypanosomatidae. The record is from RefSeq and is a predicted model, not a curated record. The transcript has a single exon.
AUGGCAAUGGGCGGGGCGGCAGCGCUGGUGACUUCGACGACAGUCACCGCGCCCGCCCAUGACUUCGAACCUUGCCGUGAGCGCCCGACACCUUUGUCUUCGCCGUUCGAUGGUGUGAACUCGCAGCAUCAGUCGCUCACUUCGCCGCUGCAAGGACUUCCACUGCCUCGGUCGCGACACAGCGCCGAUGUCGGCGGCGACGAUUUAUCGCUUGCCGGGAACACUGUGGGUUCGCUGCCGAGCGAGAGCACCCCCACUCGGUGCUCUGCCGGUCCCCUGCGGUCGCGCCAAGCGCUCUUGAAUGCGCAGUCUCUAAGCUCCACGAUUGCACUGGAACGGCACUCGUUCUCUGACUGGUAUGCGACCGCGGCGUGGGAUGACCCAUCCACCGGCUCGUGCCCGAGCAGCAGUAGCUGGUCUCUCCUGAACCAGCCGCAGCCGCGCAACGCUGCCCGCACGAUGGCGUCGUCACCGAUCUCCACUGUCGACACGGUCGCGACGACACUCUUCAUCGACGGUUUGCCUGCGUUCAUCGAGAACAAGUGGCAGUUGCAGCCUUAUGUGCCACCACAGGGGGUGGUGGCGCUUCGUGUAAAGAGCUCGCGAGGCAGGAACGUCGGCUUCGCCGUGUACGACAGCAUCGCAGCCGCGCGCGACGCCUUGACGUGGUUCAAGCAGAUGCUGAUCAUCAAGGAAGUGGUACAAACCUCCACAUUCGGCGCACCACCCGCUGCCGAGUCCGCGCGAGGGACUGAGGUGCCGCCUGUCCUUGCGAGCGGUGACUGCAGUGCGCCGCCAGCUGGUGGGACGAGUGCUUGCUUCCCCGGCUCGCCCGUCGAGUCGGAGCCGACGCCGCUGGAGUACGAGGAGUACCUCUGCACCCAGCCAGUGCCCGGCCAGUUUGCAUCUUUGCUGCGGAGGUGCACCCUUCUGCGAGCGGAGUGGGCCCGAAGCUUGGAAACUCAGCACCCACCCGCUAACGUGGCGGCCGCUGCCGCUGCCAGCUCUGUCGCCUCCUCCCCGUUGUCCUAUCCAACAUCGCCGUGGGGGACGGCAGCGGCGGUGAUCCGUCCACCGCGGCCACCACCGAUGGUGACGGCGGUGCCGCAUGUAGGCCGAGGGCCCAGCCACGACGUCGGCGACAGCUACUCGCAGGUGUCAGAGGUGGCCCGGCAAGCUCCAACACCGCAGGCACAUCCUCAUCAUCCACUGCCGUCGCCCAUCGCGUGGUCGCCGGGGUCGCAGUCUCCUCAGCAGCCACCACACCCUUGCGCCACUGUCGGCUGUGCUGACGCACAGGCCACACACCCGCCAGUGCAUAACCCGUCGUUUCCAUCAACGCCGUACCACACGCCUUCGCCGUUGACGCGCCGCGUUUGGGCUUCCUCGGCGCCAUCAGCGCCGUUGGAGAGGCCGGAGGUGCGUUGCUACUACAGCUGCAGUGCCGCCCAAAAAGCCUCCCACCAGCACGCGCAUUCCACCACUUGCCAACCUCCCUUUUCUGCGCAUUGGGGCUCGCACAUGACUAAGCGCAGCGAUGCGCGUGAGGGGAUGGAUGCCUGGCGAGGCGCACCACCAGAGCCGCCGGCGUUGUCGCACCGUCAAGAGUCACGCCCGCAGCCGCACCACGGGUCCUAUCGUCACCACCAGUAUUCGAGUGAGCCCCCCCUCCCUUCCCGUACGCUCUUUGUGCGCCUCAUCCACAACUUCGACGCACCCGGGUACCUGCAGCAAGACCAGGUGCACAGCAGCGCCGGCAGCAGCGCCCGCAGCAGCACAGGUAGUGCGAAUGCGAUGCCCAUGAAGCCGCUCACGACGGUGAGGUUACCACCAACCGUUGCAGGUUCAGUGACCGCGCCGGGGACUACCACUGGGUACGCCGAGGAAGCUGCGCCGCCGACACCGACGCCGCUUGUCUCGCAGACUACCCCCUCGCUACACGUGUCACCAGCGAGCGGUGCUAAAGGCACCCGUCCGGUGGUCUCGGCCGUGCCGCACCAUCACCACCACAUGUAUUACCAAUCGCCGUCCUCCCCAUCCUUGACGACGACCCCGCAGCUGCGCAGUCCGCUGGAUAGCCGAGGCCUACAAGCGUAUUCCUCAUCGCAGCCACCACCGUCUUCGCAGCUGAUGGGCCCAUGUGCUGAUCGUCAUGGCGGCGGCGCUGGUGCUGCCGACGAAGCCCUCUCACGGACGACGCCGAACGCAGAGGACCGCGAAUUCUUCCGCUUCGCACAGAGCGUGCUGCGCGAGGAGUACUUCUCCGAGAAGUUUGCCGGCUUCCUCCGGUACCGCGAGUUCUUGCGUCCGCCGUACUACGGCGGCUGUUUUGUGCUCUUUGAGCGAGGAGAAGACAUGCAGCGCUGCCUCCAGUGGAUGCGCAAGGACGAGCGGCUCAUGAAAUUGUUUGCAGUCGCACCGGCCCGCAACGACAGCUUCGGCCCUUGA